Molecule: messenger RNA, 2003 nt
Organism: Diabrotica virgifera virgifera (western corn rootworm)
Lineage: Eukaryota; Metazoa; Arthropoda; Insecta; Coleoptera; Chrysomelidae
Exons: 9
Coding region: 98-1453 (451 amino acids)
Source: RefSeq, a predicted model, not a curated record
AAGCUACUAAAGGGUACUGGGUUAGUUAUUAAGGAAGAUCUCACUAACUUAAAAUUGGAAUUGGUAAAUCAGCUAACCAGUCUUGUGGGUUUAAAAAAUGUGUGGACUGACAAUGGUAAAAUCUACGUCUGUCGAAACGAAGAUCAAUGGAAACCUGGUAAAACAAUCAGUUAAAUCAUUUGUGCUGUCCAAAAAAUACACACGCAUUGUUUUAAAGGCUUCGGUCUUUAAUAUAAUAUGUCGAAGAUUGCCUAUCAAUAAAGACGAACUUGAUUGCAAAGAAUAUAAUGGAGCAAGCUUUUUUAUUCUUAAGGGUAUGAAAAAAAAUAAAAACAUUGAAAACCCAUUUAUAGAAACAUUCUUAGCCUGGUUAAAAGGAAUAAAAGACGCAAUUGAUAAGAAUUAUCUAAAGUCCGUUUAUAUUCUACUAAAAGAAUCCGAGGGCAAUGUAGUUGAAAGCUAUAGUUUUAAUUUAAAAUAUAAUACGGAUCCAAAUUUUUCUAAUAAGAAUGAGGGUGGUAAGACUCCCGAAGAUGUUAAAGGUGCCACCACAACAAUGUUUAAUUCAAUAUCAGCAUUGGAAAACAUUCCAAAACUCAGUCCUGAAAUUACAUUGGAUAUUGAAUUUAUGUACAACGAUGAUUGUCCCAUGGAUUACGAACCACCUGGUUUUGUAUCUUCUGUGCAACCAAUGUGUCUACAAAUUAAGACUCCAACAAGACUAGGAAAAGUGAAUACUGGUUUUCACAGCGUAAUGGCAAGAUCUUCCAAGUUCCAAAAGAUUAUUGCGUCUGAAGAGGAUCAAAGUAAGGUUCAAGAAGACCAAAAUAUUCUAGACGAUUUAAAUACAGAUAAAGGGAAUGACAUUAUUGAAGAGGAUUUUGAAGAAGACCAAAAUUUUCAAGACGAUUUAAAUACAUAUGAAGGGAAUGACAUUAUUGAAGAGGAUUACAAUAAUCUACCAGACCACGAGAUGAUUGACGUUAUAUCAAUUGGUGAUCAAAGUGUAGCAUCCGAGGGUAGCAGCAGAUUCCCCAAAGCAAUUAUUGAUGAAAUGGACCAUGAGGAUGAUCCCAAUACUUAUUUAGAUGACUCAAUGGGCGAAGAAGUACUUGCAGGAUUAUUGGAUAAAACACGUGCUGUUAAUACUAGCAAUGUAACUAUACCUGACCAGGACAUGUCCACUCCAAAUAUUUUUACUGAAGAAGAGGAGGACGAUGUUUAUUUACGUAGAACAAUGAACAUUUUUACUUUAACAGAAAAAAUUGGUGCAUUACCUAUGGAAUUGUUAAACAGCAUGGAGAAAAAAGACAAGAAAACCUUUGUUGAUGAAAUAAAGAAAUUCAAAAUUUAUCGACCAGAUCCUGCCGAUCCUGAAAAUCUUCAAAAAGGGUUUAUCGAUAUGGAAAAACUUAGUACGUUCAAAAAUGCACUUAAGUCAUAUUCAAGAUAACUGAAUGAACUUAAUUUAUAUUCAAUAUAAUAAUAUAGUUUAAUAAUUCUGUACAUCUAGGUAUCGUUAAGUUGUCGUAUAGGAGUAAAAUUAUUAAUAUUAUUAAAAAAUAAAAAUAUUAUUUUAUAAUUUGUUAAUAAUAGACCGUGAUAGUCGUGACGUCAAAACGUAAAAAAAAGUUUUCCAAACACGUUGUGUCUAGCUACACGUUAAAAUGUACGCAAAUAAAAAAGUUAAACUUCAUCAAGCUAGUGACUAUUUAGCGUGGGCAGUGACUGUAUAUUUUGAUACACGCUAUUUUGAUAUGUUUAGUGUUUGUUUGAUAGAAACAUAUUUGUUAUGACGUUUAAUUCUACCUAACUUUUUUAUUUGCGUACACGGUAGCGUAUAUCCUAGAAACAACGUGUUUGGAAAAAUUUUGACGUUUUGACGUCACACUAUCAUGGUCCAUAUAGUCAUAUUUUUUAGUUUGAUACUACAAUAGUUCUAUAGAUUUAUAGUUAUGUGUAAAAUUAUUAUAAAAUAAAAAUAUUAGUUUAUAAUUUGUUAA